AUGGCCGUGCUGGAGUUUUCGCUCACUCCUGAAGCGACUGGCCGGAUUUACGAGCUACUGGUCUGCCUGGCAAAAUUUGGCGACAAUGUCUCCAUCGAGGCGAGAGGCGAGAAGCUGACCCUCACGGCGUUGAAUCUAUCGAGGACGGCAUAUGCUUCAUUCGCGCUAGAUGCCCGAGCAUUCUUCAUCCACUACAAAUUCGACUCACAAAGCAAGACCAGCGGAGGCGACCGCUUCACCUGCCAGCUCUUCAACAAGGCACUUCAAUCGGUUUUUAAAGGCCGGACGACUGACGUUCGUGGACGAGAGACUACCGUGGAGAGGUGCGACGUGAGCAUCCAAGAUCAGCCGGACAAGACUGAAUGUCGACUCAUCGUGAAGAUGCUCUCCAGACAUGGACUCACAAAGACGUAUCGGUUGACCUACGAGUCGGUAGAGGUCAUGCAUGCGCUCUUCGAUCGCAACACGGCCACCCAAGGAUGGAAGAUCUCCUCCCGUAUUCUGCGAGAGUACGUUGAAUACUUCGGACCCAAGACAGAGCAGCUAGACCUUCUCGCAAAAGACGGCAAGGCUGUCUUCACCAGUUUCACGGAAAAGGUCCUUGAAGGGAAUGAAACUCUCAAGCAGCCUCUCGAAACGGCCAUUUCCAUUCACACCGAGGAUUUUGAGGACUUUCACAUGCAGGAGAACAUGCACAUUGUGAUCAGCGUCAAGGAUUUCCGUGCAAUCGUCACCCACGCAGAGACCUUGAAAGGUCCCAUCUCAGCAUACUUCUCGUAUCCUACUCGACCGCUGCAGUUCAGCUAUCAGAACGCAGGCAUUCACUGCGAGUUUACCUUGAUGACCACUGGCGAUGGGCGAGGGUUCACCGCAACACCGACUCCAAGAUUCGUGUCGACGAGGAGUUCCUCACAGCAGCCAUCCCUAGCUCCUGUAAACGGCACUGCGAAGUCGCUAUCCAACAUGCCUCCACCAGCCCGGCCAAACGCUAUCAAGCCAUUAGGAAGUCUGUCUCAGCGGCCUUCGUUCAGAGAGAGCGCGCAGGCAACUUCCGCCGCAGCGUCUGAUCCGGAUCCUGAAAGUCUCUUCAUCCCCGAGGCGGGCCAGGACGAUGAUCAGAGAUGGGACCCUCCAAGCUUUGACCAGAAUGAGGAAGAAGAGAUGCUCGGCUGGGACGCUAGCAACGACCAGCUCAAUGCCAGUGCGCGACCGACCUUGAAGGAUAUCGCCGGGUCCAGGAAGGCAACGCAGAAUAUUUCUCAACAGCAGCACCCCAGUCAAGACGGCUUGGAGCCGACACAGCGUCUAUCCCAGGUAGGCGAAGAGGAUUUUGCUGGCGGAGUUCAAGAACUGACCUUCGCAGUUGAAUGGCCUCUUCGAUUGAGCGCAGAUUGA
This is a messenger RNA of Zymoseptoria tritici IPO323, 1395 nucleotides long. RefSeq lists its product as uncharacterized. The record is from RefSeq and is a predicted model, not a curated record. NCBI's taxonomy places the organism in Eukaryota, Fungi, Ascomycota, Dothideomycetes, Mycosphaerellales, Mycosphaerellaceae. Gene Ontology annotation, biological process: mitotic intra-S DNA damage checkpoint signaling; cellular response to ionizing radiation; DNA repair. The transcript has 5 exons. Gene Ontology annotation, cellular component: checkpoint clamp complex. Bases 1 to 1395 code for a protein of 464 amino acids.